AUGUCUCUCCAGGCCGGCUCCAGCUUCCCCGAGGAUGUUAAGUUCUCUUACAUCCCCUGGGCUGAGGACUCCAGCGAGAUCACCUCUUGCGGUAUCCCCAUCAACUACAACGCCUCCAAGGAGUUCGCCAACAAGAAGGUUAUCCUCUUCGCUCUGCCUGGUGCUUUCACCCCCGUCUGCUCCGCCAACCACGUCCCCGAGUACAUCCAGAAGCUCCCCGAGCUCCGCUCCAAGGGCGUCGACCAGGUCGCCGUUCUGGCUUACAACGAUGCCUACGUCAUGAGCGCCUGGGGCAAGGCCAACGGCGUCACCGGCGACGACAUUCUCUUCCUCUCCGACCCCGAGGCCAAGUUCUCCAAGUCCAUCGGCUGGGCUGACGAGGAGGGCCGUACCUACCGCUACAUCCUGAUCAUCGACAACGGCAAGGUCACCUACGCUGCCAAGGAGCCCGCGAAGAACCACCUCGAGUUCUCCAGCGUUGCCAACGCCCUCAAGCAGCUGUAA
Penicillium waksmanii is the source of this 504-nucleotide messenger RNA. RefSeq names its product peroxiredoxin family protein. Lineage: Eukaryota; Fungi; Ascomycota; Eurotiomycetes; Eurotiales; Aspergillaceae. Gene Ontology annotation, cellular component: mitochondrion; cytoplasm; peroxisome. Bases 1 to 504 code for a protein of 167 amino acids. Gene Ontology annotation, molecular function: thioredoxin peroxidase activity. Gene Ontology annotation, biological process: cell redox homeostasis; hydrogen peroxide catabolic process; cellular response to oxidative stress. The record is from RefSeq and is a predicted model, not a curated record. The transcript has 4 exons.